This is a messenger RNA of Aureobasidium subglaciale EXF-2481, 842 nucleotides long. RefSeq lists its product as uncharacterized. NCBI's taxonomy places the organism in Eukaryota, Fungi, Ascomycota, Dothideomycetes, Dothideales, Saccotheciaceae. The record is from RefSeq and is a predicted model, not a curated record. The transcript has a single exon. Bases 146 to 625 code for a protein of 159 amino acids.
CGAUCAUCUCCUGCCAAGCUGAAACCAACCACUCGUCUAACCGCCCCCAUCUACCCUGACUAUCCACUCACAUGCUCUGCCACUUUUCGUCUAGACUCGCCAUGUCGACACCUCCUAUUGCUGAUCUGACUCGACUUGUCCAUCCAUGUCUCUAUGGGGACAUUUCUUGUCUUUGAUCUUGGUCAUGCCCAUCCCGGUAAACGGGGUCUGCGUCUCCGGCCACCAUCCGGCCACCAUCCGACCAACGGCUCCACGUGUCAGUCGCUCCACCAGAGUCCUUGCACGCCUUUUCUUAGCAUCCAAGCCUCACACAAGCUGCCUUCACCACUCAAAGAGUCAUGCUCUGCUUGGUCUUGUCGUUUUGCAUGACGGCGGUCAAGUCGACCGCCACUGCAUCCGCGCAACCACUUGGCAAGACGACGCUUCAUCUCUCCAAAUACCUCCUGCAUUGUUGUCGUGCGUUUCUGCCCGCGACCACCGCCACUUCGAGUUGAUCAUGUUCGCUACCGCGCGUUCGACUUCCGAUUGGGUGUCAUCACAGCCGAAGCGCAAGCUAAUUAUCCCCCCUCAGCUCAUAUUUUCACUUGUGCACUGGCAUUUACAUCCUAAAGUCAAUUGCCAAUGAACAGCUCUAGGCUGAGGCAAGAACGUAUGAACAUGCAAUGUCAUUGAGGCCGCGAGAGGUAAGCCGGCUGCCAUAAAACCAAUCACUGGUUCUUAAGACGACGAGAGUCUUGUUAGAUGCUAAACUUCCUGACCAUUGAACCCUCUGUUCAUGGUAACGCGCAAUGACGUCAAUAAUAUUGAUGAGCUCAUACAGCUGCGAAUGGACGAUCAGGUAG